AUGAAGAAACAACAGAAGUCAGUAGAGCAUGGUUCUUCAGAGGAUGAGGAAGUCGUCAAGAAUGCUCCGAAGGGUGUGACUGCCAAGGCUAAAACGAAGCCGACUCUACCGAAAGGUUGCCCAGUAAUCCGCGAUAUGAUGGAGCACCACCAGAAAGAAGUCGUGAUAAAACCCUCGUUAAAACCUACCGAGUUAGACUCGAGCUCCUCGAGCAAGGAUGAGGCGUCCCCAAAACCCCAAAUAAAUGGAACGACAAAACCUACGAAGAAGUCAGCCGCCUCCUCAGACUCCGACUCAUCCUCCCAGUCCUCAGCGAAAUCGACAACACUCACAAACAAUAACUUCAACUCUUUAGACGAAAAUUCCUCGCAGGGAAAAUCAACAGUAUUAACCCUCAACGACUCUUCUACGAGCUCCUCAGAGGAAGAGAAAAACUCCAAGCCCAUUGGCUCAUCUAGAACAAGACCGCCGGCUGCUAAAGCCUCAGCGAAGAAACUAGAGUCCUCGAGUGACACAUCAGACUCUGAUGAAGACUCCAAGGCGAAAGCUGGCACUAAAACUCAAACAAAACUGCAGGUGAAAUCCCAGAUGGAGAAACAACAGAAGUCAGUAGAGGAUGGUUCUUCAGAGGAUGAGGAAGUCGCCAAGAAUGCUCCGAAGGGUGUGACUGCCAAUGAUAAAACGAAGCCGACUCUACCGAAAGGUCGCCCAGUGAUCCGCGAUGUGAUGGAGCACCACCAGAAAGUAGUCGUGAUAAAACCCCAGUUAAAACCUACCGAGUUAGACUCGAGCUUCUCGAGCAAGCAUAAGGCGUCCCCAAAACCCCAAAUAAACGGAACGACAAAACCUACGAAGAAGUCAGCCGCCUCCUCAGACUCUGACUCAUUCUCCCAAUCCUCAGCGAAAUCGACAGCACUCACAAACAAUAACUCCAAGUCUUCAGACGAAAAUUCCUUGCAGGGAAAAUCAACAGCUUCAGCGAAGGAUACAACCGUAUUAACCCUCAACGACUCUUCUGCGAGCUCUUCAGAGGAAGAGAAAAACUCCAAGCCCAUUGCCUCAUCUACAGCAAGAUCGCCAGCUGCUAAAGUCCCAGCGAAGAAACUAGAGUCUUCGAGUGACACAUCAGACUCUGAUGAAGACUCCAAGGCGAAAGCUGGCACUAAACCUCAAACGAAACUGCAGGUGAAAUCCCAGAUGGAGAAACAACAGAAGUCAGUAGAGGAUGGUUCUUCAGAGGAUGAGGAAGUCGUUAAGAAUGCUCCG
This is a messenger RNA of Diachasma alloeum, 1266 nucleotides long. Its product is annotated as nucleolar and coiled-body phosphoprotein 1. The record is from RefSeq and is a predicted model, not a curated record. Lineage: Eukaryota; Metazoa; Arthropoda; Insecta; Hymenoptera; Braconidae.